AUGAGAAACAAUAAUCAAUUUACAAUUACUCAGGAUGGCAUAUUGAGGAAGAAAUACGAAAUAAACCGAUAUCAGAAGGCAAAUGUUCAAUUACCUACAACCAUGCUUACUGCAAUAUCAGAAGUUGAUUUAGGAAUAGAUGUACAACUUAAAAAUAUUGAGGAAACUGAGAAGGCAAAAAUAUUAUUGGAAAAAAUACAUCAAAAAUCAAAAGCUGAAAAGGAUUCAUUUGAAGGAUCUAGUUUUUCAGCUACUAACAGAUUUUAUUGCACAUGUCCAACUGUGAGUGACCAUGAAAGAAUUAACAAUGGGGGUGACCAAUUAAAUCACAACUCAUCAAAUAAUAAUAAGCAUGGUGCUUGA
Entrophospora candida is the source of this 363-nucleotide messenger RNA. The record is from the annotation of a GenBank genome assembly. NCBI's taxonomy places the organism in Eukaryota, Fungi, Glomeromycota, Glomeromycetes, Entrophosporales, Entrophosporaceae.